Molecule: messenger RNA, 798 nt
Organism: Solea solea (common sole)
Lineage: Eukaryota; Metazoa; Chordata; Actinopteri; Pleuronectiformes; Soleidae
Gene: dnaaf19
Product: coiled-coil domain containing 103
Exons: 3
Coding region: 478-735 (85 amino acids)
Biological process (GO): epithelial cilium movement involved in extracellular fluid movement; determination of left/right symmetry; inner dynein arm assembly
Cellular component (GO): outer dynein arm
Source: RefSeq, a predicted model, not a curated record
ACACACACACACGCACACAGUGUUUGGAUCUAGAUUAUGGAUUUCAUUUGCAGCAGCAGCUCUGUUAUUGCAGAGCCCCGCCACCAGGUGGCAGCCGUGUGUCGAAGCAACAUCCAUCACAGAGACACACGCGGAAAGCAUGUUAGUUCCUGCAGAAAGACCUCGUGGCCUUGAAUAAAACACAUUAUACAAAAAUAGGAUAAAGUCAUUUUAUACAGCGAAGCCACAAUGUAUAGAACAAAGAGGGGGAGGAGCCUAGUGUUCAUCAUGUGACCCAGCAGCAACCCUCAUGAGUUUGUUUCAGAAGACAAACGCAGUUUCAACUGUGAUGAGACGUUCGCAUACCACAGUGCGCAUGCGCAUGCGCGCGCUCUGUUGUCAUGGAAACACUUUGUUGUGUGUGGCGAGCGAGCGAGCAGACUAAACAGCGCUGAAGAGAUUUGAGCAGCACGAGGAGCGGAAACACGAAUCCUGGUGAUGGCCUUGUCACAGCGUGAUGUCAUUGACUUCUCAGCACUGGAGCGUGAGCUACAGACAGCAGUGGAGUGUGAACACACGUAUGAGCGAGAGAAUAAUGCCAAACUGAGAGCCGUCAGCCACAGAGUCGCCUCCUACAGGGAGUUCAGAGACAUGGUCCUGUCCUGUCACCUAAAGCCUCUGGAGAAGAAAGACAAAGAUGGAGCUUCACGGAAACAACCCUGGAACCCUGUAGCCCCGCCCCCGAGCAACAAGUGACGCCCCGCCCCUUCUGGUCACCAGAAAACCAUAAAAAUUCAAAUAAAUGAAAGUGUGACACCA